CCAUUGCCAAGAUCGGGCACGAUACAAGAUCGCCGUGUCCAGCAGUAAUGUCUGAAACAGCCACACAAUGCAGGUCGGUCACUUGCUAGGAUUAGUCCUUAAUUUGCCUUCUUCGACGCUUUCUUUGUUUCCAGCAAGAUUGUUGAUUCUUUAUCACUGGAACCUUCUUAGUCUUGGUGUUGUGUCUAUUCUCCAAUGCGUGUUAAUGGAUCCCUGAGUCUUUUCUUUUUUCUGCAUUUUUGUGGAUUGCAGGGGAAAUGUGGGCGGCAGCGAGGCUGGUGGGUGGUGGCAUGAGGAUGGUGGAGUCCCUGAGACUGAGAGGGAGGCUGCUCGUGGAGAGGGUGGCGUCCAAGGCGGUCAAGGAGCAUGCCGACUAGCUCGCCACCAGGGUACCUUCUCCUCUAAAUAUUUGUACUCAGGCGUCAAACUCCUCCAACCGCAACUGCCUUUUGUCCAAGUUGUUGUGCAGUUGUCUGGUCACAGUUGUACGAACCAGUAAGAGAUUGCCUAUGCUUUUUUGUGCAUUGGCUGUGCACUGAUCAGCAAAAGCUCCACUCCCCGAUCAGGAAUGAUGCCCCCCAAAAAGAUAAAUUCUUGGAACAGGACAGGUUCACUCUCUGUCCUGUAAUCCUAAUUGUUAUACAUCGAUCCUCUCUUUAUACUUAAACUGAUACUUGCUGUCCAAACCAUAUGGUUUUAACGGUCCAAAAUCUAGCCCAACCAUUGUAUCAAACAAACGGUCGUUGCCGCUCCAUGAUGCGCUCGCCUGCUGGUCCAGCUCUCCGAUGGUACAUCCAUAUAUACCCCCUAGUCCGCAUGGUGGUGCUUGUACUAUUGUAGUUAUUCCCUAAUCUGCUGCCCACGAAGCAUCCCAUCAACUCUCCCAAAAUUUUCUUUGCUCUCGUAGCUUGAACUGGUGCAAUGCUGUCUCAGUUUCACGUUAUAGAAAACAAGAUGUAUAUGUAUGUAUUUUAUUAUAUGCAGUUUCUUGUCAUUAUUAUAUGCCUUGUUUUUUAAGCACCGAGUUCAGAUUCUUUGAUUGUAGAUAACAAGACCGGGAGAUUUUAUUAAAUGUAAUUUUCUUUGUCAUUUAUCAUCUACCUUGUUAAGCAUCGAGUUCAGAUUCUGUGAUAACAUUGUUUCUUUUAUCAUCAUACAUGUAAAUUAAGGAAACAAGACUAUGUAACCAUGCUUUUAAUUUCAGCUUGCAACUAAAUGGGGAACUAUCUGAAUACGGUUGAGACAAAGCAUGCAUCCCAUGAUGAGCAAGGAAAUUGACACCAUACAGGAACAUGAUUGAGGAAGCAAGAAGGAAUGCAAGGCUGCAAAAUUUGAGCGGUUCAAGCAAGAAUGUAUCGAAAGGAGACAAAAAGGUGAAACAGAUGAAAGGACAAUUUGCACCCUCUUUCAAUGGUGGUGCUUCGACUUGAACCGAUGACCGAGCGAGCAGGAAGCGUCAAGCUGGACCGGUGAACAAUAGACACAGACACAGGCAGCCGUGUGGUAGCCACUUUUCUAACGUACAUUAUCGCUCGAUCAAUAUAUAUGGUGCAUUAUCGAUCGGAUGGGGGCGGAAAUCAAGGGAGAAAAAUCAAUCAAUCACAGGGGGUUUAUGCGUUUAAGAAAAACUAGAGUAUGGACGGACAGCAUCCAUCGGAAUCCCAACGCCAACACCAACGCGAAGGCCGUUUCCAUGGCCCCAAGUCCCAGCCGCUCCGCCUCCUCCGAGUAUGACACCACUUCCGGCAGCUCCGACCACAGCAAGGUUGAGCAGCAGCCUCAGCACCUCCCGGAGCAACAGAACUCUGGCUCCGACCACGACGGCCGCGACAGCUACGAAGAAGAAUCUGACGAGGAGAUCGGGGGUAAUGGGGCGGCGCCAAAGCCACCACUGUCAGCCUCCAACGAUGUGCUCACGGAUUCAGAGUCGGAGGACGACGAGGUGCUUUCCAAGAAGGCUCCCAGCCCUUCCGCCCUUCAGUCUUCAUCUGAGGAAGACACAUCUUCCGGCAGCUCCAACCAUGAUGAGGUGAAGCAGCAGCCUUCACCGCUUGCUGAGAAACAGAACGUCGGCUCCUAUGAUGAUGGCGGCGACAGCGACGAAGAAGAAUCCGACGAGGAUAAUGUGGUGGCGCAAAAGCCAUCACUGUCAGACUCCAACGACAUGGUCCCAGAUUCACAGUGCGACGAUGGCGUGGUGCCUCCCAAGACCUACAGGAAGGCCACCAGCCCCUCCGCCCCUCAGUCCUCAUCUGAGGAAGGCGAUGAUUCCACCGGCUCCGGAGACGAGGAAGAAGAAUCAGACGAGAAGGAUCAAGUCCCAGAUACUGAAUCCAACCCCAACGAGGCGCUGCCGCCCAAGCCAACGCCCCUUUCAGAGGAGAGUCUGCCCAUAGCCACUGAUCCCACCGAGAAGCCCGAGCCCAAGAGGAAGCUCUCGCCGAUGGCCCCAUUGCCUCAGCUGAAAAGGAUCCAGCCGGCUGAGGUUACCCAAGAUGAUAUGGCUAGGAGGGAUUUGGAAAAGCUUUUUAAGGAAAAGUGUAGUUCUUACAAGCACCUCGGCCCCAGGAUGCUGGCGCUGGAGAAGGAGUAUACGGGCAUCGAGGUUCCAUUCUUGAUGAUGGAUGACAACAAGGCUCGAGAACUCGAAGGUAAUCUACACAAGCUGGAGAACUUUGUGACCAAUGCAUUAAUCAAGUCGCUUAAGAGCCCUGGAGUGUGAAGCAACUGUGGACUCUAUGGACCAACAUGACGAAUAAACUCGAAGUGGGUCAACAUUAGACUAUGUCGGGUCAACAUUAGACUAUGUCGGAAUUUUGUUAUUCAGUUUUUAUGCUGCUCAGUAUCUAUAAAUACUCUAUGGAGGUAUUAGCGUUACCAAGGUUUUGUCUAGGGCGGACAUGUCUGAACUACAGAUUUAAAGCUCUAAGGAUUUGGAUCUCAGAACUGGGUCAUAUUUUGCCGAAAUUAU
Lolium perenne is the source of this 2971-nucleotide messenger RNA. The record is from RefSeq and is a predicted model, not a curated record. NCBI's taxonomy places the organism in Eukaryota, Viridiplantae, Streptophyta, Magnoliopsida, Poales, Poaceae.